This is a messenger RNA of Dissoconium aciculare CBS 342.82, 1370 nucleotides long. RefSeq lists its product as uncharacterized. The transcript has a single exon. The record is from RefSeq and is a predicted model, not a curated record. NCBI's taxonomy places the organism in Eukaryota, Fungi, Ascomycota, Dothideomycetes, Mycosphaerellales, Dissoconiaceae. Bases 477 to 1109 code for a protein of 210 amino acids.
CUCCGUCGCGUUGAUCAAGCACUGUGUUCAUUAUACUAUCGACGUGUUCGGUCGCCAUCUAGCGGAUUGCCAUUGCCAUCGAGUUCACAGACUGUCAUCCAGGCGGGAUCUGCUCGCAACACAUUUGUUACAGCGACAAAUCCGGAGACCGAAGCAUCGUCAUCCCUCCCGCGCUCAAUGGAGGCGACAGCAGUGGGACCAUCUACUUUGGUUAUCUCUUCCGAAACCCCUUUCAAGAUGUGAACACGACAACAUCAACGUUUCCGAGGAAUAUUAUCGCGUUCGGGAGGAUGAUCGACAAAGCUGUGGAUCAAGUCACUGUCCUCGCCUGUGUGCCAUAUGUUGUAUCGCUCGUCACGAACGCCACCUUCACGCUUCCCGAUCUGCGAAUCGACGCCAAUCGCUGACCACUGCCCUACAAGGAGACGGCUGUAGUAUACAUAUUUGACGCGUGUCGCCGCAAUGGUACCUUUUGCAUGGCUUCCGAUCCGCUUGCGGGAAUUGCUGAAGCUGCAAAUAUGACGCAACUUCAAAACACCAGCACGACCGAACACACCAACUUCGAUGGCUUCUUCUCAGCCCUCGUCUACGGAACCAGGGGCAUCCCUGCCUCGCGACUCAGCGGGACCGAAAACGCCGCCCGCCUCCAGAGCGCCGUCGAGCAUCUCUGGGGCACCGUGAUGACUCAAUACCUCAACACACUCCGGACCGACGACGUCCCAUCGGAUACGCCGAGAGUCCUCGGCUCGACCACCAUCCCUCAGGAGUGCCUGAAGCAGAGCGAAACUUCGACGCGCAUUCUACAAGGCUUGCUCGGGCUGAUCCCGCUGUGCAUGCUUGCGUCGUUUCCGUUCCUGACGAUGCGGAAGCUGCUGCCGCAGAACCCCAGCAGUAUCGCCGCCGUGGCGAGCCUCGUCGCGGGGUCCGAGCUGCUCGCGAUGCUGCCCCCGGAUGCGUGGAGACGGUCUGAGAUGGAGUUGGAAGCGGAAGUCUUGGAGGGUUAUUUGUUCAGUCUGGGAUGGUGGAAGGAUGAUGGGGAUGUGGUCGGGAUGUCGAGAAGGCAGGCUGAGGUUUUGACCGUCCUCUCGGACUACAAUAUUAGGUGUUGAUUAUGGGAUGAUUCAAGUGCCUGGAUUCUAGUCCGCGAGCGCCGACUAAUAAUUCCUCUGCUUCCGGAUCGAGCACCGUCUGUUUUAGCUCUCUGCAGAGGAGUCAUGUUCCAUCUUCCCAAGGCUGUUAAGUGCUGCACGAGCCCUGACGCCAUCGCAUGUUGUCGGAAGGUUGGUUGCAGCCUAAGGCGAACCCUGACCCCAGUCUUGUUCACGGGUGCCACUGCUCAUAUCAGUGGGUACACUGUGUCCACGUCGCUU